Molecule: messenger RNA, 3489 nt
Organism: Salvelinus namaycush (lake trout)
Lineage: Eukaryota; Metazoa; Chordata; Actinopteri; Salmoniformes; Salmonidae
Product: metalloproteinase inhibitor 2-like
Exons: 5
Coding region: 383-1045 (220 amino acids)
Biological process (GO): negative regulation of membrane protein ectodomain proteolysis; negative regulation of endopeptidase activity
Cellular component (GO): extracellular matrix
Molecular function (GO): protease binding; metalloendopeptidase inhibitor activity
Source: RefSeq, a predicted model, not a curated record
GGCAAAGAGAAUAGGAAAACGUUCAUCCCAGGGCUCGAGCGCUUACCGCUGGACGAAUCGUCACCGAGAGGGGAGGAGUCCAUCCUGCAGCAGCCUUAAAAGCAGCCUAAUCACGGAGAAAUUAAAACACACCCAAAAGAUAGAAACGCGCAACGACUCAAAGUGAAGGUCACACACUUGUUUUUUCCCUGCGAGGGACUACUAGGGGCUCAGGACCUGCUGUUUUCUUCUGUUAUUUGGUCUUGGUUAACGGUCUUUGUAGCUGUUGACACAUAGCCUACAGACACACCUACAGCCCACUCGGCGAAUUUCACUCUCUAUACGGGCAUUUUUUCCCCCGCAUUUCAAAGGACGGUAAACAACGGAGACACCGCUGGAGAAAAUGCAGCUAUCAAUUAACGGCGUACUCUGCACUCUGACGGUGCUGCUUCUGUGGCAGGCGGAGGAGCUCGUUGAAGGGUGCAGCUGUGCCCCCGUGCACCCACAACAGGCGUUCUGCAACGCGGACGUAGUGAUCCGAGCAAAGGUGGUGGGGGAGAAGGAGGUAGAUGCUGGGAAUGAUAUCUAUGGUAACCCCAUCACCAGGAUACAGUAUGAUGUCAAACAGCUCAAGAUGUAUAAGGGUCCUGACCAGGACAUUGAGGAGAUCUUCACUGCUCCGGUCUCCGCUGUGUGUGGCGUUACCUUCGAUACCAGUGGCAAGAAGGAGUACCUGAUCUCAGGCAAGGUGGAGGCAGGUGGGAAGAUGCAUGUGACCCUGUGUGACUACAUCACUCCCUGGGAGUCCAUGAGCCCCACUCAGAAGACGAGUCUGACUCAGCGCUAUCAGAUGGGCUGUGACUGCAAGAUUGUGCGCUGCCCCUCCCUGCCCUGUGCCAUCUCUGCUCCAGAGGAGUGUCUGUGGACAGACCUGAUGAUGGAGAAGCAGGUGCACGGUCGCCAAGCCAACCACUAUGCCUGCGUUAAGAGGGCCGACGGCUCCUGUUCCUGGUACCGCGGUAAUGCUCCGCCCAAGAAAGAGUUCAUGGACAUCGAGGACCCCUAGUCACUUCCUGCCACCACCCCCUUCCAGCUGCCCACUGCAAAGCCUGAUUUAAGAAAAAUAAAUCUAAACAAUUGAGUGAAAUAUUAGGAGAAAAUAAGUUCUGUGUGAAAGGGCAAGAUGAAUAUGAUACAAAUAAAAUAUAACGAGGCAAAGCUGAUUGAUUUGCGUGAAAUUGUUUACUGGUUCAAAAACACCUUGCUACUUCUCCCUUCUGUCUGCAGAUCUAAAGGGACCUGAUGUAUUCAUAGUAUGGUGAUGGCAUUCACAGGAGGUUGGUGGCACCAUAAUUGGGGAGGACUGGCUCGUUGUAAUGGCUGGAACGGAAUAAAUGAUACCAUUUCAUUGACUCCCUUCCAGACAUGAGCUGUCCUCCCCUCUGCAUCCUCCUGGGAAAUCGAUCCACAUAGCUCCCUGAAUGUUCAUUUUGUCAAAUUGCUUACACAUACUUGGUUCCUUCAGGUCAACAAACAGAAGGGUUAGAGGCUAGGGGAAGGAGCUAGACUGUCUCAGGGUGUUUGUAGCGAUUUAGGGUUAUGAGACUGGUCGAGUGAUUUUCACAUCCCCCUGAGGCUGGCGUCAGGAGGACUGAUUCUUUAAACUAUGGGUGUCUCAAAUGGCACCCUAUUCCCUAUAGUGCACAACUUUUUUUUUUAUACCAGUGCCCAAGUAGUGCACUUUAUAGGGAAUAGGAUGCCAUUUUGGACAGAACACUUAAAGAGAAAGGUGCACUUGAUUUAACUCCUUUUGUGCACCUUCUGGGCAGAGAACUCACCUUUUGACCUACUGUAUGGAAUGGUUGCAAAAGGGAGAACUUUGCUUAACUGUCGGGCCUGGGGGGGGAUCUAAAUCAAGUGCAACUCUGCCCCUGAACUCCUACCUCUCUCUAACUACCCAGGUUAGAACAACCCCAUAUCUAUUCAAUGAUGGCUAGACAAUGUUUCCUCAUUCUGUUUGAUUCAAGUCCUAAUACAAGUUGCCUUUUUGUGUUUUUUCUUUAGUUAAAUGCUAUUUGAUGUUGCUUCUCAUGCCCAUGUUAUCACAAUCAGAUUGAUGGUGAGGCGGGACUUCCCAGAUUAUUCUAAUCGACAUUUGGAAAGAAAGUAGUUUAGUUUUUAUAAGUGUUUGUGUUCGUUUUGUCUGAACUCUAAGCAUCCCAGAUAGAUCUGUGAAUAACAUUUAAAACAACCUUCUAGAAUGCGUGUCUCACCAGCCCAGUUGAUGGUAUCACAUUUUACCCCUCCCCUUCCCCACACUCCAUAACCCUCACCCCUAUGCCGCCCUCCCCUCGACGGUCCUUCUAGACUCAACACCCCCCUCUGUCUCCACCCACUACCCCUUCUCUCUCGAUAGCUAUACAGCAGUGGAGGCUGGUGGUAGACGCUAUAGGCUCAUUGUAAUGGCUGGACUGGAAUGAAUGGAACUGAGUUAAAUGUGGUUUCCAUAUGUUUGUAAUGACUGGAAUGGAGUCAAUGAGCCUUUUCUCCUAUAGCUGCUCUCACCAGCCUCCACUGCUGUAUGGUACCUAUGCCUCAUUGGAGGCUGGUGGGAGGAGUUACGCAUAUACUUUUGUAUUUUUAUAAUUAUUUCUGUCAGAACUAAAUUUUAUACUUUUUGAAGAGGAAUUCCAGUAGAGGUAUAACUGAUUCUCUAGUGAUCUUAAUAUAGUACCCCAGACAGGAAGAUGUGUAUCACAAAUGGCUCCCUAUUCCAUUAUAUAGUGCACUAUAUGGGCCUAGGUCAAAAGUAGCACACUACAAAGGAAAUAGGGUGCCUUACGGGACACACCCGCGUUCCAGGCAGUCUUAACUGCAGUCCGGUGCGCUGUGCAAAUGUUCAGAUCUUACAUUGCGGCAGGUAGCCUAGUGGUUAGAGCGUUGGACUAGUAACCGAAAGGUUGCAAGAUCAAAUCCCCAAUGCCUGGAGAAGUGUGUAACUUCUCAGGAAACCACGUCAAUAGGAUCUAGUGUCUUAGAUAGGCACAUACUCCUAACAUCUCAAAAUAAUGCUAUAUAUUAAUUUGGAUUUAAAGUAUCAGAAGCCUUAAUUUAAGAGUGGGCUGUUUUCCAUUUUGAUUACAUUUUACAUAUAGAUUGUUUCUCCCUAUCAAGUCUCUUAAAAUAUAUAUGAUGAAGUGGUGUAUGUCUUUCGCUGGGAGCACGUGAGAAUCUCACUCCUAGCCACCUACUUGCAAGGAAGGCACUUGCAUAGAUCUAAAUAAGCUUGGCUAGAUAUAAACAUAGGCAAUGCCUUGGUAAUACCAUAUUUCUUCUACCUUAUCCAAUGCUUUCUGAUGUACACAUGGUAUGGAGGGGGAGAUUGAGUGAGAUAAAGGGGUUGAGUUUGAAUACAUCCAGACUAUGCAUGUUUAAUCCUUUGUGGACCUUCAGUUGAUUGACAAAAAUAUACAACAGUAUUAUCAAAUAAAACCAAACCUUUUGAAAUAA